GGCUGUUCCUGGUCAGAAGAAAGCCAGGCUCCAGCAGCAACAUGUCUCAGCUGGAAACUGCGAUGGGAAUGAUCAUUGCUGUCUUUGACCAGUAUGCAAAGGGUGAUGGCAACAGGCAAACCCUCUCCAAAGCAGAACUAAAGACCCUUCUGGAAAGAGAACUCCCAAACUUCCUCUCGUCAGGGAAGGACAAGGAUGCUAUUGAGAGAGUCUUCAAGAACCUGGAUGAAAAUGGUGAUUCCCAAGUGGACUUCAAAGAAUUUGUCAUCUUUGUGGCAGCUCUGACUUGCUGCUGUCACCAAUAUUUUGAGCAGAAAGCAGCCAGAUAAUUGUCAAGCUGUUCACAGAAGCCUGUGCUCCAUAUGCUAGUGGUAUGGAUCCCUUCACUUCUUCCACGUACCACCAUGCAGUUUACAAGCAUACUGGGCUGUAAAAAUAAA
Messenger RNA from Indicator indicator, 440 nucleotides. It is a transcript of the gene S100P, whose product is annotated as S100 calcium binding protein P. The record is from RefSeq and is a predicted model, not a curated record. The coding region runs from base 42 to 329 and encodes 95 amino acids. The transcript has 2 exons. Lineage: Eukaryota; Metazoa; Chordata; Aves; Piciformes; Indicatoridae. Gene Ontology annotation, cellular component: extracellular exosome; cytoplasm. Gene Ontology annotation, molecular function: calcium ion binding; transition metal ion binding. Gene Ontology annotation, biological process: endothelial cell migration.